AUGAUGCAUCGCAAGGUUCCCUGUAUUAGAGUGGAUGGUACGGGGGAACUGCUUAACCGAUCAUCCCUUGGCAUUGGAUCUGCUUCCCAAGCUUCUGUUCACUUUGAUCUGAGCCCCAAGGGAAAAAUGUGCAUUCUGGAAGCUGCUGAGUUGGCCAAACGUGCGCUCUGUCUUGGUGUAUAUCUUGUUCCUGAAAGUUGUGAAUGUAUGAGUGGGUUCUUCAUUGGAAGCUUUGGGCUUAGACCAGCUUUCUGUAAUAAUAGCAUACAAGAAUGGAGGGAGAAGUACUUCAUCAAAGCCGGAGAAGCGGAAGCUCGGUUCUGGAAUACUUUUCGUGAGCAGACAAUUAAAAGGAGAAUGUGGGAGAAAAAAGCUCUGAUGAUAAAAACUGAAGAGUGA
This is a messenger RNA of Oldenlandia corymbosa var. corymbosa, 399 nucleotides long. Lineage: Eukaryota; Viridiplantae; Streptophyta; Magnoliopsida; Gentianales; Rubiaceae. The record is from the annotation of a GenBank genome assembly.